UGGGCAUAAAACCGGGACGUUCGAACUAUUAUUCACCAGUGCUUGAUCAGAUCUUAGUGAAUUAACAUCAUGAAAGUAUUGUUCCUCGUGUUACUUGGUCUUUAUGGCCUGGCCGAAGUGAGGUGUGAAGAUGAUCACUUUGAGGAUGGUGUUUACAAGGAGGCUAUCGCCUUUGUGAUGGAGUGCUCGUCGCAGGAUGUCGGUCUGUGCUUGAAGGAGAGGGCCUUGAAAUACAUCGACAGAUUGCCGGCAAAUAUGGACAUAGGAGGCGCAAUCAAAAUUAAACAGUUGGAUGCAGAGCGUUCUGGAAAACACUUCAACCCAUUGGUCCUACCCGAAGAGCCAAGAGCUAGAGAGGAAGCUGUCGAUAAUGCACUCUUCGACAAGAUUGCGGAGUACUUGAGUUCACAUACCGUCGAAUUUAGGUUACCUUCCGAAUCUGUUAAGGAUAUGCAGAGGUCUAUGAUGGUUGAUGAAGGCAGGAAGAAGCAAGGAGGAGGAGGUGGGGGUAAGAAAGGAGGCGGUGGCAUGAAGAUGAUGAUGAUGCUAGGUAUGAAAGGAGCCCUCCUCGGAGCCUUAGCCCUCAAAUUCAUCGCUCUCAUCGCCUUCAAAGCCCUAGUGAUCGCCAAGAUAGCCUUUACGAUAUCCGCCAUUAUCGCUCUCAAGAAACUGCUGGGUGGUAAACAACAAAGCUCCACCUAUGAAGUUGUUGCACAUCCACACUACGAAGAACACGGAGGUGGUCACUACGAUAGAUCCUUUGGACCAGAGCUGGCUUACAGAGGACACGUUGAUCCUAAAAACAGCCAUAUUUCGUACUAAUCUAGUUGCCUGAUAGGCAAGGUGAUUUGACUGGAAGUGGUUAUGUUUAUUUCUUUUUAGUUUUGACUAGAAUGGUUUUAUUUAUUGUACAUUUUUUAUGUACCUGUUGCAGUGGAUUAAUUUAUUUAUUUAUUACCUGUAUUUUAUAUUGAAUAGAUUAUAUUUUUCGAAU
This is a messenger RNA of Harmonia axyridis, 994 nucleotides long. RefSeq lists its product as uncharacterized. Lineage: Eukaryota; Metazoa; Arthropoda; Insecta; Coleoptera; Coccinellidae. The transcript is spliced from 3 exons. The coding region runs from base 70 to 822 and encodes 250 amino acids. The record is from RefSeq and is a predicted model, not a curated record.